AUGGGAUGUUUUUUCGGUGCAUUGUUAUCCCCAGGCAAUCAUUUAUUAGGAGACUGAUUGUGAUGAACAAUAACACAGUAAUGGAGGAACAGUCAUCAUACUUCAACCGAAGAAUUACCAGAUCGACGAUAAAAUCCGAAAGUGUUGUUGACAAGAAGGCAGAUACUGCAGCAUCGAAGAAACUGUCAAAACUGACGAAAGCAGCAUCAGCGGGAUCUGCAAUAAGAGCUGAAUCAACAUCUACAGAGAAGGAAAUUAUAAAUGACAAUAAAAAAAUCAAAAUAGAAUAUGAAGAAACAGACAGUAGUGCACAUUUGAUUUCUGACGCUGAAGAUUUUGAAGUUCCAGUUAAAAGAGAACAACAGGACUCAAAGCGUUCUGCUUGGGAGCCACCAAACUGCUGGCAACAGCUGGACAAUAUCCGUGAAAUGAGGAAGAACAGGGACGCGCCUGUGGACACGAUGGGCUGUGACAGGAUAAGUGACCAAGACGCUAAACCACAGGUAUACAGGUACCAGGUGUUGCUGUCUUUGAUGCUGUCAAGUCAAACCAAAGAUCAGGUCACAUCUGCUGCAAUGACAAGACUAAGACAACAUGGCUGUAACAUUACAAACAUCUUAGCCACUGAUGACAAGAAACUUGGGGAACUCAUUUAUCCUGUUGGAUUUUGGAGGAGGAAAGUAGAGUACAUCAAAAAGACCACUCAGAUAUUAAAAGACAAGUAUAAAGGUGACAUUCCUAGAACAUUGGAGGAGCUUUGCAAACUUCCAGGUGUUGGUCCUAAAAUGGCACACCUGGUAAUGAAAUGUGCAUGGGCAGAAGUGACAGGUAUAGCAGUAGACACACAUGUCCACAGGAUCUCCAACCGCUUGGGCUGGGUUAGAAAACCCACUGUGCAACCUGAGAAUACAAGAGUGGAGCUAGAGUCCUGGUUGCCAAAGGAACUGUGGACUGAAAUCAACUGGUUGCUGGUUGGGUUUGGUCAGCAGACCUGUCUUCCAGUGGGACCUAAAUGUCAGCAGUGUCUAAAUCAGCACAUAUGUCCAUUUGGAAAGAAAGAAUUAAAGAGAAAGUCACCUGUCAAGUCUCCAAAAAAAUGACAGUAUUUUUUUUAUAGGAAGAGAAUAUAAGGACAUUUUAAUUUCAUUUACCAGCAGUAUUUCUCUCUUUUGUACUAAAAUUUAAAUUAGUGCAAUCUUUAAAUAAUUUUGAAUUAAGAAAAUUCUGCUGGCUUCUAAGACACCUGAGUUGGACUUAUGAAACAGAUAAAAGCAUAGCAAGUCACAGUUGUGCUGUUUUUUAUGUAUUUUUUAUUUAAAAGGUCAAUCUUGAUUUACAAGCCAAAAGAGAUAUUAUUGAGUUGUCCUGAAAGCCACUGCUCUUGGUGAAGAAUGCAUACCAAAGAAGUAAAAAGUAUUAAGUGAAAUAUUUGAAGCAAAAUUAAAGGUACCU
Lingula anatina is the source of this 1452-nucleotide messenger RNA. Its product is annotated as endonuclease III-like protein 1. The record is from RefSeq and is a predicted model, not a curated record. Lineage: Eukaryota; Metazoa; Brachiopoda; Lingulata; Lingulida; Lingulidae. Gene Ontology annotation, biological process: base-excision repair; nucleotide-excision repair; base-excision repair, AP site formation. Gene Ontology annotation, molecular function: DNA-(apurinic or apyrimidinic site) endonuclease activity; oxidized pyrimidine nucleobase lesion DNA N-glycosylase activity; DNA binding. Gene Ontology annotation, cellular component: nucleus.